AUGACACCGUGUGCGCCACCAUCGGCGUCCUUCCGGUCCCCUAGUAUCCCACCCGCGACCGACUCGGAUGACCGGGGGUUCGGGGACUCGGGCGAGGUGCCGAGGUUGGUUCGGUCCUUCGGAGGUGUAUUCCGAGCCGGCAAAGACAAAGACCAGGCGCGUUUGUCUGAUGUACUGCUUCCGGAAAUGGUCCACAUAGUUGUGCGAGGCCCUGCUCGUUCCAUCCCACUAUUCCAAGGUAAGAAGUUUCCAACUGAAACCCUUCUCGGUAGGACAUCGCGCAUACAAGCCAAAAACCACAUGGAGCCGCCAGUGGGAACCAUAUCUCAGACGACCUCGUCCCAGCCCUCGAGAAAGGAUUCCAUGAGGUUUGAUGACCGCAUGAAGUCUUUCGAAAUCGUUCUUAAAAGUCUGGACGGAUGUCGGAAGGAUGAGAGUCUAAUCGGUUCUCGUCUCCUAAAUCCAUCUUCUGGCCACUUGGCUCUUAUCUUAGAAAUUUUGUGGGAUAUUCAACGGAAAGAUUCACUCGUUGGGCUCAUUGCUCGUGGAUUCGAUCGCCACCAAAUCGCAAGGGAGCCCCCAACUUCAGAAGCUCAGUUGCCACCUGACCUGCUCAACUUAAAGAAUGAUACCAAGCUAGCGCGUCGUAUUCAUCUUGCAACCCUAUCCGUCCUGUGGAUGCGAGUGCAUUGUCUUCACGCAAUACUAACCGACCUCGCAAAGGAUGAAGAUCAUCAAGCGUUUCACUGCUACCCCAGUCAACGAGUUUUGAACCGCUACUUCAGUCUUUCGCCAUCUGGUUAUCAUCGCACAACUCUAUGUCCAUAUCUAUCGCGCCUGCUGGCCACUCCAUCUAGCGCGGCUGCUUUCGUUGAGGCUGCCGAGGGCUUCGUUAAGAUUUGGAAGGCUUUACCCAUGUAUUUGAUGAAACGGCCUCGAGGAAAAUCAGCCACUACACUCGGGAGCUUUCCGGACAUGUCGGCUCAACUCGACAACUUGGCCAAAGCCUUGGAUAUCUCAGAAACUUACUCAGACCCUCUCGAUUUAAUCAAGUCCUCAACUCAUAUCUUGAUUCGACAGACCCUUGAUUGGACUCUGGAUGCCUACCGCAAUGCAGCAACGGUUACCAAAAGGGCAUCGCUUUUCAAAUCUCGUCCGUCUAUCCCCCCGAUUGAAUCUGAACCACAAGUGGCUUCCACAACUCAAUCUGAACCACAAGUGGCUCCCACAACUCAAUCUGAACCACAAGUGGCUCCCACAACUCAAUCUGAGCUACAAGUGGCUCUCCCUACUGAGUCUACAUCGCGAAUAAUGAGGCCUUCUCAGAAUCCCAAAAAACAUCCACGUGAAGCAGCGUCCUCUCACCCGUCAACAACGACUACCGAGUCAUCCCUACAUACCGUACCCCGCUCUUCAGCCCCCAGUAUCCUAGCCGAGUCCCCAAGCACCAAUCACGUGUCUCGUUCGCCUCCUCAACGCAUCAAUCAAAUUUCACCAACAAAUUGUAAUUUGAGUCUUUCUAAAGAAGCUCGCCCCCAUACACCUAAACAGACAAACAACCCCGACAACCAGUCUCAAGCCAUUGAAAAGACAGGUACAUCGAGUGGUGACCCAUUACCACCAAAUGUAACCGGCCUCGAUCAUUCUCAACAGGAAAUGCCUGCUGACCGUCGGCCCGCUUCUCCAACCCUGGAAAUCAUAGAUAGGAAUGAUCAAUCAAUUCUCUCUGCAACUGCCUCGCGUGAUUCUCCCAGAGCAAAAGACACUGCGGGCCAGUAUCCGGUGCCUUGUUCUCAAACUCCCAAAAACCUCGUUGCAACAACUCCUUCCGCAACCGAUUUACAUCUUGACCAGCACGAUUCUGACCAUUGUCAAAUCGUUUCUGACCCAGUCCCGAACAAAUCGGCGGCCAGCCAUGGCCGAUUGACUUCUCCUAUUAGCGAAAACCAUCCUACCCCAUCACCAAAGAGCCCCGACGGUCGCCCGCUAUCUUCUUCCCCAAAAUCUCGCACUGCUACGAGCCAGCCAGCCCCUUCGAUCCCAUUGCGCCGCGAGCUGUCUACGGAAACGCACCAGAGCUCGCUGCAGAGGACGAACGAUGUUGGCGAUGAGGGUCUGACGCCUCUCUCGCAGACUCUGGAUGGCCCAGUAGCCCCAAGCGACUCCGAACCAAUCCUCUCAGUACCCAGAACGAAAGCGCGGACCGCUCUCCAAGAUAGUUCUGUUGAAUCAUCUUCACUAAGUGCCAGCUGUUUUGUUCUCCCUCCAGGUAACAAGGAUGCGUCGCAAAAGACCAACGAUCCUUGCAAUCAAGGGCUGACACCUCUCUCUCAAACUCUCGUUGGCUCGGCAGCGCCAAGCGACACUCAACCAGUUCCUCCAGUACCUGGAACAGAACAACAGAACACUUUUGAUGAUUCUGUUGAAGUACCACAUUCGACUGAGAAACACCUGAUACAACCAUUAUCUGAAACACCUCGAGAUUGUGCUUCUAAGGAACCAACUAUUCAGCCGAAGGCAGGACCACGUCAAGUCCCUUCUCAUGACCCCAUUCAAGGUCCAGCUGAUGUUACUCAGGUGUCCAAGUUCUCCAGCCAUUCGGUGUUGCGUCCGGAUCUUCGAACCCCUUUCUCUUCACAGCAUGUGAGGCAUUCUCUAGGGCUUCUCCAUGAGAGAAGCGCGGCAAAUUCAAAGGCCACGGUUGAUAAGCCCAGCAAGAAGAGGCAGCGACGAUCCACCGAUUGUGGAAACCAGGCGAGAAGAAAGCGAUUGCAGAUUAACCCAUUCGUGAUGCUCGAAAAUCAGACGUACGCAAAUGAUAUCUUGAAAGAAUUCCGGGACGAUCCACGAUUGUCGAAGGCAUAUGAACAAGCGAGACAGAUCGCAAUUCAGAUCAACUCGGAGGCUAUUGACGAUUCCCAAUCUGAUUCAAAGUGUGAUGACAGUGGCUCUGAAUCGGCAGGGAGCGGUAGUGUAAUGGAUGAUGAGAACGCUCAACUGGAUCCUGCAAUUGUCGAAAAAUUGAAAGCCAAUGCAGCUCAAUUUGUCAAACCUGAGAAGAGCUAUUUUUCCAUGUUGCUAGAGAAGGCCAACUCUGACUUGAAGAAGUAG
Puccinia graminis f. sp. tritici CRL 75-36-700-3 is the source of this 3111-nucleotide messenger RNA. RefSeq lists its product as uncharacterized. The transcript has 7 exons. The coding region runs from base 1 to 3111 and encodes 1036 amino acids. Lineage: Eukaryota; Fungi; Basidiomycota; Pucciniomycetes; Pucciniales; Pucciniaceae. The record is from RefSeq and is a predicted model, not a curated record.